AUGUACAAGAAUAGAAAUUAUACAAAAUUUAAUUUUUUAAUUCCAGCUGUAAUGGAUCCAACACAUCGAUGGAAUUUGUAUAGGAAAGCUUUAAGAAUGGAUAUUCCCGAAGAAAAUAUGCAUGACUUUGAUGAAGAAAAAUAUUAUAGUCAAGCCGAGCAUCGAAUAAACACUUCAAUUUUACUCUCAAAAUUAGAGAUAUUUGAAGAUAUUUUGCUUCAUUAUUUAAAAAAUGAUGAAAUUAAUGAAGAAAAUCAAAAGUUUAUUGAAAUUAAAAAUAUUUUUAGUGAAGUAAAGGAUGAUGCUUAUACUCAUUUGACUUAUUCUAGUGAAUAUUCAGUUUUAAUUUUAUUCUCAAUUGUAGAAAUGCUUCAAGAUAAAAAGGCUGAAUUAAUUGAAAAAGCCAAAGAAGGAGAAGCUGGAUAUAUAAUUAAAGAAAUUUCACUUCGAUUAAAUGCCAUUAAUGUUAUCUUAAAUGAUGAAAAAAACGAUGUAAACUACUACGAGAAUUGUUAUAUUACAACUAGAAAAUUUCUCGCCUCAACCCACGCAAAAUUUUUUGAUAAAAAAUUUGAUCAAGAUAAAAGCAUCUUGGAAGAGAUUAAGUCAAAAAGAGGAACAAUUUAUUUUCUUUUAACUAUAUUUGUUGGUGAAAAUUUUAAUAAUUAUUUGAAAAAAUGGAAAAUACUCGACAAUGAAUGUAUGUAA
Meloidogyne enterolobii is the source of this 708-nucleotide messenger RNA. The record is from the annotation of a GenBank genome assembly. NCBI's taxonomy places the organism in Eukaryota, Metazoa, Nematoda, Chromadorea, Rhabditida, Meloidogynidae.